This is a messenger RNA of Sodiomyces alkalinus F11, 2263 nucleotides long. RefSeq names its product malate synthase. Gene Ontology annotation, cellular component: peroxisomal matrix; cytoplasm. Gene Ontology annotation, biological process: glyoxylate cycle. Gene Ontology annotation, molecular function: malate synthase activity. Bases 316 to 1944 code for a protein of 542 amino acids. The record is from RefSeq and is a predicted model, not a curated record. Lineage: Eukaryota; Fungi; Ascomycota; Sordariomycetes; Glomerellales; Plectosphaerellaceae. The transcript has 5 exons.
CCUAAAUGAGCCGAGGCCUUAUUCUUAGGGCCCUCCAUAAUUAUCCACAUUCCGUCAUUGCCCAUUCAUUCCUCUUCAUCAUCGUCGCCAACCUUAUCAGAAUCUCUCACUCUCUCGAUAACAACGCGAUACCAUACCUACCUUACCCCUUACUCGAGACACCGAACCUAUCUAGACUCUGUGUUUUCAUUUGCAACGACGGUCAGGUCAUUUGGCCAUCUUGCUGUUCUAUUGCUGACGCUCUCAUCGUCUCAAUUGUCCCAAUCCCUCUCACCAACCCCGCUGCUCGUCUACCGAGCCAUCUAAUAUCCCACAAUGGCCACUACCGAUGUCAUUCUCCAGGGCGUCAACGUCCUCGGGGCUGUUACGGAGUCUCAGCGCAACAUCUUGACGCCUCAAGCCCUCUCUUUCCUCGCUCUCCUCCACCGCUCCUUCAAUCCCACCCGAAAGGCCCUGUUGGAGCGCCGUAAGCUGCGCCAAGCCGAGCUCGACCGCGGCGUCCUCCCCGACUUCCUUCCGGAGACCAAGCAUAUCCGUGAUGACCCGACCUGGAAGGGCGCGCCCCCGGCCCCGGGCCUCGUCGACCGCCGCGUCGAGAUCACAGGACCUACCGACCGCAAGAUGGUCGUCAACGCUCUGAACUCCGAUGUCUGGACCUAUAUGGCCGAUUUUGAGGACUCCUCGGCCCCGACCUGGGAGAACAUGGUCAAUGGCCAGGUGAACCUCUACGAUGCCAACCGGCGCCAGGUCGACUUUAAGCAAGGGUCCAAGGAGUAUAAGCUACGCACCGACCGUAAGCUCGCUACCCUUAUUGUCCGCCCUCGUGGCUGGCACCUAGUAGAGAAGCACGUCACCGUCGACGGCGAGCCUAUCUCCGCCUCCCUCUUCGACUUCGGCCUCUACUUCUUCCACAACGCCCGUCAGACCCUCGAUAUUGGUAUCGGUCCCUAUUUCUACCUCCCCAAGAUGGAGUCUCACCUCGAAGCCCGUCUCUGGAAUGAUGCCUUUAACCUGGCUCAGGACUAUCUCUCCAUCCCCCGCGGCACUAUCCGCGCUACCGUCCUCAUCGAGACCAUCCUCGCCGCCUUUGAGAUGGACGAGAUCAUCUACGAGCUUCGCGACCACAGCUCUGGCUUGAACUGCGGCCGCUGGGAUUAUAUUUUCAGCGUAAUCAAGAAGUUCCGCCAGAACCCUAACUUUGUCCUCCCCGACCGCAGUGCCGUCACCAUGACCGUUCCCUUCAUGGAUGCUUAUGUCAAGCUCCUGAUCCAAACCUGCCAUAAGCGCGGUGUCCACGCCAUGGGCGGCAUGGCCGCCCAGAUCCCUAUCAAGAACGACAAGGCGGCUAACGAUAAGGCUAUGGAGGGAGUGCGUGCCGACAAGCUUCGUGAAGUCACCGCUGGCCAUGACGGCACCUGGGUCGCCCAUCCCGCCCUUGCCUCUAUUGCCACCGAGAUCUUCAACAAGCACAUGCCUACCCCUAACCAGCUCUUCGUCCGCCGGGAGGAUGUCCAGAUUGGCCAGAAUGACCUCCUCAACAUGAAUGUUCCCGGAAAGAUCACCGAGGAGGGCAUCAAGAAGAACCUCUCCAUUGGCCUUGGAUACAUGGAGGCCUGGACCCGGGGCGUGGGUUGCGUUCCCAUCAACUUCCUCAUGGAGGACGCCGCGACCGCUGAGGUUUCGCGCUCACAACUUUGGCAGUGGGCCCGGCACGGCAGCACAACUGCCGAGGGCAAGAAGGUCACCAAAGCGUAUGCCCUCAAGCUAUUGAAGGAGAGCGCAGACGAGCUGGCCUCCAAGGCCGGCCCGGGCAACAAGUACCACCUUGCCGCCCAGUACUUUGCAGGCCAGGUCACAGGCGAGGAUUAUGCUGACUUUUUGACUACUCUACUCUACGACGAAAUCACUACCGUGGAGGGCGCCAAGCCUGCUUCCAAGUUGUAAGCCGCCUGCACAACGAGCCCGAGCAAGGUUGAUCGAGUGUUAUGGUUCGCGGCACUGUCGACAACACCUAACGUAAAAAAAUGGGGUGGGCAAACAGAAAGGGGGGAGUCUUGGUUUCUGGCUGUUUGGAGUACUCUUCAUAUUACUGUUAUUGCAUUUCCCCCUCCCUGUCUUUGUCUGGGAUUGGCUUCUCUCGGGUCGAUACUGCGUUCUCCUCCGGCCGGAGUGAAAUCCUAUCCGUGAUCUAUGCCCUCCUAUUACAAGUGGCGAAACUGAAGAUUAUUCCCAGUUGUUAGUUAAGCCCUCUCGUCCGCUGCCG